Molecule: messenger RNA, 1784 nt
Organism: Daldinia vernicosa
Lineage: Eukaryota; Fungi; Ascomycota; Sordariomycetes; Xylariales; Hypoxylaceae
Exons: 1
Coding region: 251-1759 (502 amino acids)
Source: RefSeq, a predicted model, not a curated record
UAUGACCUUUCUCAUACUGUAGUUGACGGCAAGGACUCAGGUUCAAUAUUAUUAUUAUCACUUUGCUGCCUAGCAUAGCGCUACAGUUACGCAGGACGACAUUCGAACUAUAUAUACACAUGCACCCCUUUUGGUUUCAUUAUCGCAAGCAUUAGUUAAAACCAGAGUCGGCACAUCAUAUUAUACUACUAAAAUCCAGAAUCUAUACCUGAAGCUCUAAGCUGUUUAAGAACGAGUACCAGCUUUCAAAAUGGCGUCCACCUCGUCUUCGGAACACAGCAAAGUUCUAUCGUUAGGCGGCUACGCUCGCAAGCUGUCUAUCACUCCUAAAUCCAACAUCAACAUUCACAUCAACAACCAUUAUAACUCUCGAAUCUACACCACCGGCUCAGAAGUAUCAGGACGUGUUACUAUUACACCCCAGAACGACACGCGAUUCGACACGCUCCAGGUUGUGCUACUUGGAACUAGCAAAACCCGGAUAGACGCCGUAAACAUCCCCCAGGCGACCGUUCACACUUUCUUAAAGCUCAUAAUGCCUAUCCCGGAAUCAUCCUAUCCAAUCCCGCGCGUGUUUGAGGCAGGUCUGACUUAUACGAUACCAUUCACCUUCGUCAUUCCGAGUACCCUCACUCUUAACGCAUGCAGUCAUCAGGUCGCCAACAAUUCCGUUCAGGACCACCACAUGCGAUUGCCUCCUACUCUUGGUUCUUGGGAAAAGGACGACUUUGCGCCGCACAUGAGCCGUGUUCAGUACGUGAUUAAGGCACGGGUGUAUAAGGACGAGGCGGAUGAUGGAUUGACUACGAAAGUUAUGGAAGCUGGGCAAGAGAUUAAGGUCUUGCCUAUGAUACCGGAAGACCCCCCAUUGAAUAUUACCAAGCACGACGAUUUGUACGUUAUGUCGAAGAGUAAGUCGCUACGAAAGACUAUCAUAUCGCCCAAGACAGGGAAGGUGACUAUCACGGCUGCACAACCCAGCGCAGCCAUGCUAAGUCCCGACGGUAAAACGAGCACCUCGACUACAGUACCGCUCUACCUCGAAUUCGAACCAUUUUCUAUCGACGCUCGCCCACCAAAAAUCACAGGGAUAUCAUCCAAGGUUACAGCGGUCACGUAUUUCAGCGCCGGCGGCGUCAGCCAAUACCCUAACCUUAAGGACUGGCACAGAGCAUUCGGCUCCGAGGGCCGCGGCUCGUACUCAGGCACCACAUCCGUUACCACAGGGCCUUUAGGAGAGGUCAAAUGGAGCCGACACCUAACGGCGCAAGCUCGACGAGACUCCGGAUACGGUAGCGACAGCCUCUCGUCCGACACAGAUUUACCCCCUAAGCCCGCCCCUAAAAAGACGAAAGGCAGUCUACCAUCCCCGAUAUUCCACGCGGCACAGCUACAAGUGCCGAUUCAGCUCCCGGUGCAGAAGAAAACAUUCGUGCCAACCUUCCACUCGUGCAUCGCGUCGCGCGUCUACGUCCUGUGGUUAACGGUCACAGCCGUUUCCGGCGGGAACAGCGCACAUCUAACUCUCGGCGUGCCUUUGCAAAUCGGUGUCGGCAGCAGCGCGGUUUCGCACAUAGAUAAUACUGCACUGCCGCCUAGCUUCGAGGAGGUGGAGGAGGCGGAUGCGGAUGCAGAUGCGAACGAGUAUCUGCUCCCGCGCUUCAUGAGCGUCCCUGCAAUUAAUUCCCACCAGGACGGGGCGCUGCCGGGCUACGCGGACCUGGAUCACCAUAGACGAAGGACGGUGGUCGCGCACUAAAAUCACGAUUCGAUGACAGCUACCU